AAAACAGUGAACUGCAUUGUGGGUAUUAUAAUUUCAUCAAUGGAAGUAGAUAAAGUCAAAUGUCUCGAUACCAUCAGGGAUAAAUAGAUAAGGCAGUAGGUACAGUAGCUUAUGUUUUGAACGAACUGUAAGUUGGGGUCGACACUUAUAUAAUAAUGUUUUUUGCAAGCAACUUCCUGAAAUCAAUGCAUGCAGCAUAUCCAAGAUAGCUAGAGAUCUAGCUAACGUUAAGUUACUUACGACAUCCUUACGGGUGUACGUUAGCCAGUAGUACUAGCUAGGCCAUUGACUUGGGAUACCAACAAUAUAGAUGUAGCUAGGUGGGUCUUUGGUAGGCUAUAUAUCCGGCAUAAUAUUGACUAUGCGCUUAGCCAAUUGCACAUUUUCUUAGCAGGUAUCAGAGGAAUUUAUAAUCAGCUGACCAUCCAUCAACAUUGAAAAUGGAUGGGUCAGAGAAAACAGAAGUUGGUGAGGCAUUUUCACUUAUACCGUUGUAUUGUUUCUAGUUUCACAUCUAAUCCAGUUUGAAAGAUGAAACCAGUUGUUGUUGGAGAUCAUCACCCAAAUGAUUUGUUCCUGACAUGAUUUUUUUGCUCUGAUUUCAGUGAGGGCAAAGUCAUUCUGGGUACAGGUGGAUGUGGAACAAGCAUUUGAUGAGCUGUAUGAAUAUCUGACACACCUGAAGCAUGCCAUCAAGACCUGCACUGCUACAGACAGAGGUACCAUAUAUACAUCUCACACACACACACACACACACACACACACUCUGGCCGUUGAUGCAACAAUUGUUCUGUUUCUGUUUUAGAAUAUGUCCAAGGGAUGAAUAUGAUUACGUUAUUAGAUUCCGGGCUGAUUGUGACACCGGCAACUACAGCCACAGCUACAACUACAGCCCCUGCCACUGGGAAUGAGUCUUUUGUGGAGGUGGUUAUUGGUGCAGGUACAUAGCCUACUUCACACCCAGUAUAUCAUUAUAGUAUCACUGACUGUGAGGUUUGGAUUGAUUGGAUCCAAACGUGGUCUCUGAGCUAUCCCAAAAUCUCAGUUUGCUGCUAGCCUAACAUCUCCCCAACAUCUGUCUCCACCACACAGAAAUCCUCACAGUUUCAGUCCCUGAUAUUGACGAUCCCCAGACUCCACUGCCCCCCCAGCAGACAGAGCCUGUCUCCCCUCCCUCACCCCUUCGUUAUGACGGCUCCAUCCUCCCGCUGUCGCCCCCCUACCCCAACAGAGAGGACCUCAUGGCCCCACUGGUGCCCCUCCAGCUCCCCUACCAGCUCCAUACCUGCAGCCAGGCCUGUGUGCCCCACCUGCCCCCGUCCGCACACCACUUCCGGGGCCACAACCCUCUCAGGAUCCCCCUACUCUGCUCCUUCCAGCGGCAGUGUGCUGCCACCCCACCUUUCACUAAAGUGAUUGAGACCGAUUGUGAUGAGACCGAACCAGACUCUAAGGGGGAGAGCUCUGAGAAUUCUCAGGGUGCAGAGUUGGACUCUGAGGUCACAGGGCAGGGCGUUGUUUAUAAGGCUCCCUGUGGGCUGAGUCUCUGCACCCCAGGGGAGGUGUUAUGUUUCCUGGUUGCCACUGAGAGUCACGACGUCCUGCAGGUGGACGACUUCACCUUUGACCCCCUGGUGCAGUUGGAGUGUCUGCGGCCACCGCAGUGGCGCCCACCCGGGCCGGCCGAGAGGGACCUGAGCCGGGGGUCAGAGCCAACUCCGGUGGAGUUGUGCCUGGGGGAGGAAGGAGUGCGGCCGGAGGACUUCCGCUACAGGAAGGAGCGUUGGCCUCACGGCUGUUUCCUCAGUUCGGGCCCGCUGUUCACCACCUGCUGUGACUGCACUGACGGCUGUGGUGACGCGGAGAGCUGCGCCUGCGCUCGGCAGACCGGCGGCAAACACUACUCCCACCAGAGGCUGUCUGAGCCUGUGCCUAAAGGGUGAGUUGGGCUGGGCGUCUGGGCCUUGUCAGCAAUCCUGUUGUGUUAAUGUCCUCUGUGUAUCUAUUGUGCCUGGAGAGUGCAUGCCAUUACCAACUACUCAUGAGAUAUGUAUCUGUGUGUGUUUGUGUGUGUUAGGCUGUACGAAUGCGGUCCGUGGUGUGGGUGUGACCGUGGCAGGUGCCAGAACCGUGUGGUUCAGCGGGGUCUGCGCGUCCGGCUGCAAGUCUUCCCCACCGGAGACAAAGGAUGGGGGGUGCGUUGCCGUGAUGACCUGGACAGGGGCACCUUCGUGUGCACGUACGCAGGUAGGGGAACGUGACAGUUUGGUCCUGUACGCUUAAAGGAAUUGUUCAGCGAAAAUCAGCAUAUUUGCAUAAGAGCUAUCCCUUUAAUAAAGGCUGAACUGUGGAUCCAAAUCAAGGAUCUGAAACAUUAUUAGCUUCCCUUUUCUUCCUUCCAGGUGUAGUUCUCAGGGCAGGCCUAGAUUCCGACAAGCCCCUCCCACCCAAGCGCCAGAAGACGGAGCUUCCCUCCGACGACGAGGUGGAGGUGGUGGAUGAGUGGCUGGCACCGGCAGGAGAGGGACGGGCGCAUGCAGAGACCCUGGAGCCCUCGCCCCCCUGCUCACCUCCUGACGGGCUUCAUGUGCCCGUUAUCCAGAGGCCCGGGGUGGAGCUUUCUUCACAGAUACAAGCUGUGUUGGUGGGGAACGCCCUGCCAGCCCAACCUCUCACAGGUACUGGAAACUGGGCCAGCGGCUGCUUCAGGGGGCUUCAUGGUUCCAUUAGCCUGGUUACACCAGACUGACUGCUGCAAUCACCAUUGUUUCACUGGUUUAACCAGGCUAUGGUUCCCAAUGAUGAACACUGAGAAACAAGGUAUUGUGGGGCCCAGAAAAUAUGCAAUCUAACUUAUUUUCUUUCCUGUUACAAUUUUCCUUCUUCAGGCAUGGAGGUUGAGGAGGGGCUGGAGCAAGAGAAUGGGGUACAGAAGCCACAGUUGAAUUCCGAACCAGACUUGAAAGAAGUGGACAUGAAAGAAGUGGAUGUGAAACUGUCUGUGUCCACAAGCACAAGCCCCCAAAAACUGGGCCCAAAGCAGAACCCUAUGGAGCACCUGUAUUACGUAGAUGCCACGAAGGAGGGGAACGUGGGAAGGUUCAUAAAUGUAGGUGUAUGACUGUGACCUAUAGUCUAUCUACUUCCAUUCUUUAACCCACCACCUCAUAACCUCUGACCUCUUGUCUCUACAGCACAGCUGCGACCCCAACCUAUUUGUGCAGAACGUCUUCACUGACUCUCAUGACCCAAACUUCCCCGUCAUCGCCUUCUUCACCAGCAGGUAAGUGUCCGGAAUGGUCUCUGCUCUCUGAUGGGUAAUGAUUGAGAGAUAAAACUACGCGAUUGGGUUGAUAAAUCAGUACCAACAGUAGAUUGUGCUUUUUCUAUGUUUUCUUGCAGAGUGGUGAAGGCGGGGACUGAGUUGACCUGGAACUACUCCCACAGCCCUGACAGUGACCCGGAACAGGAAGUGACAUGUCAGUGUGGAUGUGAAGGCUGUCAGGGACUGCUGGCCUGAACCUUGAGAUUAACAUAGAAACAAAAUAUAAUAUUAUAGCCUGCUCCUACAUAGUCAGUGCUGUAACCAAAUCUGCCUUCGGACCAGGCCACAAUGACCCCAAGAUGUGUAUGAUAGUGGACAACCAGUUAUGCCUUGCCCUCAUCACCUUUGUUUAUUAACCUGUAAAUGGUCCUUUGUAUACUGAACAAAAAUUUAAACGCAACAUGCAACAAUUUC
Molecule: messenger RNA, 3739 nt
Organism: Coregonus sp. 'balchen'
Lineage: Eukaryota; Metazoa; Chordata; Actinopteri; Salmoniformes; Salmonidae
Source: the annotation of a GenBank genome assembly